Messenger RNA from Spinacia oleracea (spinach), 1367 nucleotides. RefSeq lists its product as uncharacterized. The coding region runs from base 44 to 1174 and encodes 376 amino acids. Gene Ontology annotation, molecular function: polysaccharide binding. The record is from RefSeq and is a predicted model, not a curated record. NCBI's taxonomy places the organism in Eukaryota, Viridiplantae, Streptophyta, Magnoliopsida, Caryophyllales, Amaranthaceae. The transcript has 2 exons.
AGUCAAACUUUUCACUUAUUUUCAUUACACACCCAAACAAGCAAUGAAUCAUCUCUCAACCCCCACUUGUUUCCUUACCCUCUCCGUUCUCCUCCUCACCUUCCUCCACCUCCUCAUCCCUUCCUCCUCAGAGUGCCGCUCACAAUGCGGCACAAUCCCGAUCCACUACCCCUUUAGCAUCGAUGACGGUUGCGGAGCCCCACAGUUUCGCAACAUGUUCACAUGUAACACCUCAUCCCUUGCUCUCUUCUUCAUCACUCCAAAUGGCAACUAUAAAGUCCAGUCCAUAGAUUACAAGACUCAAACCCUUACGGUCUACGACCCUGACAUGUCCACGUGUACGGUCUUACAACCUCACCAUGACCUUCGACUCUCCGACAUUCAGUAUGCCAUUAUCCCCCCUUCUUCUGACACUGUCUUCGCUCUCCUUAACUGCUCCGUCGACUCCCCAAUACUACACCGUUUUAGCUCCCUUUGCUUUGAGUUUGCUGGUCAUAAGUGUCAGGAGCUCUACUCUUCAUGUAACUCCUUCCGCAUUUUCACCACCGGCGGGUUGGCUAACCCCGGUAUGACUAAUAGUACCGGUCCUGACGGAUACUUUUACGGUGGGGGUAAUAAUUUUAACAAUAACAAUAACAAUAAUACUGGCUUUGGUGGCGGUGUUACUAGUGGUGGCUUUGGUGGCGGUGUUACUAGUGGUGGUGGUGGGGGUAAUAAUAUGGGGCCAGGGGUAGGGACAGGAAUGGAGACACCACUUGGGAGUAGUAAUAAUAAUAUGGGGUCGGGGGCACCAAUUGGGGGUAACGAGAUGCCCCCGCCCCCAUGUUGUUUCACGGGGUAUAGUACGGUAAAGGUAAUGAGUAUGGAUAUACUAGACUGUACACAUUUUACGAGUUUUUAUGAUGUAGAUAAAUUAAGAGGAGUAACGCCAAUGGAUUGGUCGUAUGGGUUGAAGUUUAGCUACAGCGUGCCGGAUAUGGGGUGUCAGAGAUGUACUAAAUCAGGUGGGAGUUGUGGCUUUGAUGUUCAAACUGAAGCAUUGCUCUGCCUUUGUCCUGAUUCAAACAACUCUACUAGACAAUGUGGAAAUGAUAUAGACGCUGGUAGACGUUGGACUCCAUCAAUCAUGCUUCAAGCGUUUAUUACGUGCUUAGGAGUUCUCCUCCUCUGUUGAUACUCAUGAUCAAACUUAGUCAUUUUGCUAUUAUCCAGUUGUAUAGACAGAGUAUUUCUAGGUUCCACUGUAAGGAAUUUCAUUCUUAGUUUAGGGAAAAAUCUACUUUUGUCCGAACAAGCAUAUUAGUAUAUUACUUUGGGUUGUUAAGGAAAAGUAUGGUCUCUUUUUAAGUAGGCCGGUUUCAAAUCUA